CCCUCAGUUGCCUACCUCUCCUCCUGCGCUGCCCUGUACUCUUCUCCUGCUCCUCUCCCAGGGUCAGCUACUCGUUUGAAGUUCGAGGAGUUUCGGAGACGCUUCUGCUCUGUCUGGCAUCUCAUCCCUCACGGCCACCAUGGUUCACAGCAGCAGUAUCUGUAGAUUCCUCCUCCUGGUGCUCCUAGGCCUCUUGGUAGCCUUUGUACACACAGAGACCGUCGCAGACGCAACAACCAGAGACAACCAGGACACCAUGUCUGGAGAACCACCCAGUGACGUCACCACCAAAGACCCUUUCCAGGACAUGACGGAGCAGUCCUUCACCUUCGACUACGAAGACAUCACACACUCUCAUGCCCUGGACGAGGAGGAGGGGGUGCUGGGGCCAGGAGCCAUCACAGCCAUUGUUAUAGCGGUCUUCCUAGGAGCAUCUGUCCUCCUCGCCCUCAUCGUCAUCACACUCAGGAAGUUCACCGCCUCCUAGAGUGAAUACAUCGUGUAUGCAUGUGUGUGUGCGUGUUUGUAUGUCAACGUUUGUCUUUUGCCUCUCAUCUCAACUCUUUCUUUCAAUCUGAGUCUUGUCUUUCGCUUCGCUGUAGAUGCUGAAGAUUGUGGCAGGUCCCUUGACUGACUUUUUUUUUUUUUUUUUUUACAGUUUUUCUCCUGUAAACACACUCUAAUUGUUGCUCAACAUGUCCGCUUGUUACCGAAGGUAUAAUGUUAGAAGCUGGCUGGCUCUUCCAGUGGAAAUCCUAGCAUGUCCAUGUCAUUCAUGUUUUUUUCUUAAUCUUGCAUGCUCUAAAGGGUUUAUAAUGUUUGUGGGCUGUUUGUUUCCUGAUGUGAAGUAUCCUACAUGUGUUUGCUUUUAUUUGUACAUGAAGUGUAUGUGCUGUUGUCAGUCUCUGUCUUACUUUUUUUUCUUCCUUCAAUAAGGUUUUUAUUAGUCUUUCACAAUGAUUUUAACUUGUGCCAAAAUCAUGUCUAAAAUAUUCCCUUGGUGUCACCCAUGUACAAGUUUGUAUUGCACCAUUUACAAACAUUUGUAGAGUCAAAAUAAGAAGAAAACAUUUUAGAAAGGCUUCUUCGAUGAAGGUAAACAGGGUAGAUGGGUUGUUUGUUUUACCUGCAGAGCAAAUAUAAAGUUAGAGUGUGGAUGAAUUUGUGUUUGCACUCAAAUGAGUGUUUGUAGUUUUUUGUUGUCGUUUUAUUAUUUGCAGGCGGUUGGAAAUUAUUUUAGCGCCUCAGAGUCCUCAGCCAUACAGCUAGAAUUUGCUAUGAUAAUGCCAUAGUAAUGUUACUGCCCGAGUAUUUUGUUGGAUUUCAAUUGAAUAAAUAAAGACAAUAAAUCAGAUGCCAAAUGUC
Molecule: messenger RNA, 1365 nt
Organism: Sebastes umbrosus (honeycomb rockfish)
Lineage: Eukaryota; Metazoa; Chordata; Actinopteri; Perciformes; Sebastidae
Gene: snorc
Product: secondary ossification center associated regulator of chondrocyte maturation
Exons: 3
Coding region: 140-487 (115 amino acids)
Biological process (GO): cartilage development
Source: RefSeq, a predicted model, not a curated record